Molecule: messenger RNA, 1728 nt
Organism: Naegleria fowleri
Lineage: Eukaryota; Heterolobosea; Eutetramitea; Acrasida; Naegleriidae
Exons: 2
Coding region: 1-1728 (575 amino acids)
Biological process (GO): transmembrane transport
Cellular component (GO): membrane
Molecular function (GO): transmembrane transporter activity
Source: RefSeq, a predicted model, not a curated record
AUGGCCACCAAUUAUAACCACGACAAGGAUUUUUCUCCACAGGCCUCUCACCACGAACAGGACCAUUCCUACAGUUUAAAUCAAUUUUCUUCAUCAUCAUCAAAAAAUUCACUUCUUUCGCGUUUUCGAUCUCUUCCAAUCAUUGUCUCACUACAAAAUUUUUUCGGACCCAAAUUCAUCAACAAAGGCUUCUUCAACGUGGUUAAUUUAGGAGCUUCUUUCUUUUUAUUAUUUGCUGCGUUUGGUACUACACAAUCAUUUAUUACGACCCUUCGAAAAUCAGAAGGAUUUGUGAGCUUGUCUAUUUUAUAUUUUGUUUUUGCAUUUUCCAAUUUAGUAGCUCCGUCUUUCACUCAAUUAUUCACUCCGAAAUGGACAUGUAUUUUGGGAGCUUUGUGUUAUUGUUUAUUUGUUUUUGCUGCUGGAUUUGACAGCAGUGUAUUAUUAUAUUGUGCUUCAGUGGUGAAUGGAUUUGGAGCUGCCUUAUUGUGGACGGGACAGGGCACGUUGUUGACACAAUCUGCAAAUGUGGCACAAGUGAAAAUUAAAGAAUUCCAGAAUAAGAGUGGCUCUACUGCAACAGUCACUCAUGAGAAUGCUGGACAAGAAAAAGAGGUGCAACCAACAAGUACAUCUUCGGGAGCGAGUGUGGAAGUGAUGGGAUUUUUCAGUGGAGUUUUUUUUGCCUUGUUUCAAUUGAAUUCGAUUUUUGGAAAUAUUUUGGCUGGAUCAUUAUUUAGUGCAGGAUUAACGAAUUUUCAAUUGUUCUUUGUUCUCACAAUUAUUGCCUUGGUUGGAUCUUUUUCAUUGAUUGCACUUUUACCAAUCAAGAAAAGUGAAUAUGAAAAGAAGCUUUCACAAUCAGGUGAUGAAGAGGAUUUACAACAAGAUAACAUUCAUAUCGACACAAGAAGUUUCACCGAACGUAUUUCAAACAAAAUCAAAAAUUAUUUCACACAAGAAUUAGCCAAACAAGCCAAAGAUUUCAUUUCACUCUUAAAGCAAGCGUUUCUUGUGUUGUUUUCAAAAAAGAUGCUUGUAUUUAGCAUCAUUUCAUUUUACUCUGGCUUUAGCAAUUCGUAUUUCACUGGCUCACUGCCUCCUAUCAUUGGACGAGAUAUGUUGGGAUGGGUUAUGAUUUUAUUUGGUCUAAGUCAAGUUUCUGGAGCUUUAAUUUCAGGUAAAAUGUUGGACUAUAUUGGUAGAAGAAUCUCCAUGCUCUCGGCCAUGUUCAUCCACUGUGUGGCUGUUUCAUUAAGCACUCAAUUUGUGUAUUGGGGAAAUUCCUUUUCCAAUGAAAUAGCUUCGAAUCAGGGCGAACAAACUUAUGCUCUUCAAAAACCAGCAGCUCUAUACUUGCUCUUCUUUGUGAAUAUGGCAUUGUUUGGUUUGGCAGAUAGUUUUCUCACCAAUUCAAUUUAUGGUAUUUUAGGGAGCCCAAAUUAUUACAAGAAGAAGAAUACUGCUGAAGCCUUUGCUGCUUUCAAAAUGACGCAAUCUCUCUCCUCUGCUAUUGGAUUCUUUUGUGGAAUUUAUCUCAAAGUUGUGACUAUUCAAAUCAUACUUGGUUUAUCAUUUGUUGCAUGGCUUAUCGCCUUUUUUGUAAUGGACAAUAUGAUUGCUCCCGUGGACACCGUUAAGAAGCAUCAGAAAACCAACAAGAAACCUGUGGUCACCAGCGGUUCUCCACUCUUGCAACCCAACAAUAAUUCGCAAAUAUUUGUGUGA